AUGACGAUAGCGGCGGCGGUGAUAGUGACGAUGACAACGGCCAACGGCGAGGACGGUGAUAGUAACGAUGACAGUGACGAGGACGGCGAUAGUGGCGAUGCCAACGGCGGCGAGGACGGUGAUAGUGACGAUGCCAACAGCGGCAACGGAGAUAGUGACGAUGAUAGUGACGGGAACUAUGAUAAUGACGAUAACAAUGACGGGCACACUGAUUGUGAAGAUGACAAUGGCGGAGACGGUGAUAGUGACGAUGACAAUGACGAUGACAGCAGCAGCAGCAGUAGCAGCAUGUUAUCUCACCGCACGGCACAAUAA
This is a messenger RNA of Priapulus caudatus, 315 nucleotides long. RefSeq names its product clumping factor B-like. NCBI's taxonomy places the organism in Eukaryota, Metazoa, Priapulida, Priapulimorpha, Priapulimorphida, Priapulidae. Bases 1 to 315 code for a protein of 104 amino acids. The record is from RefSeq and is a predicted model, not a curated record. The transcript has a single exon.